GGUGUUUCAGUAAAUAAUAUGUGACUCAAAGCAGUGUUUUGCCAGUUCACAUUGCACUGUGCACAGUAAUUCCGACAAAGUGAGACCUUAUUUUCUUUCUAACCUAUCUUUGCUGCCAACUGCACCCUUCAAAACGAGACCUGGCUAUUUUUAGACAACGCCGUACAGUCCAUGGGUCACACACAUUUGACAGCGAUUAUUUAGGCUCUAAUAACCCGACCACACCAUGCUACACAUUUAAAAAAACACAUCACUGAGUCAAAAAUGUUAUUCAGAUUCGGCGUCAUUCUCACGCCGGAAUCUUCGGAUGUAGAGGUGUUUGUUUUGGGUUCGCGUGAGGAAAUGGGCCACUGGGACCCGAACCGAGCGGUUCAAAUGAAGGCUUCGCAGAAACUCCCGUCGCCGGAUGAACCGAGCCUGUGGAUCGGCGACGUGCAGCUGGCCGAGCCGUUCAGAGACACGCUGUGGUUCAAAUUCGUCCAAAGAGUCAGAGGGACUUACAUCUGGGAAGGGAGCGGUCCGAGCCAUGACCGAUGCUGCUCAUAUGACGAGAGGAACGUGGUGGACGGAGUUCACUGCCACCCAAUCGGCCACUGGAUAGAAGAAACAGGACACACGGAUGAGAUGAAACACACCACCAACUUUUACUUCAGUGUUGCCGGCCAGAAGGCCAUGCAUUUCUCCAGGGUGCUACCACGCAUUUGGCUGGGCAGCUGCCCUCGACAAGUGGAACACGUGACGAUAAAGAUGAAGCACGAGUUGGGAAUCACUGCAGUGAUGAACUUCCAGACGGAGUGGGAUGUGGUGAACAACUCGCAUGGCUGCAGGCGCAACCCUGGGGAAGCCAUGACUCCAGAGACCAUGAUGCAAUUAUACAAAGACUGUGGACUUGUGUAUGUGUGGAUACCCACACCUGACAUGAGCACUGAGGGUCGGAUCAGGAUGCUUCCUCAGGCUGUAUUCCUGCUUCACGGCCUCCUGGAGAACGGUCACACCGUCUACGUUCACUGCAACGCUGGAGUGGGCAGGUCCACGGCAGCUGUGUGUGGUCUGCUCAUGUAUGUCCUUGGCUGGACCCUGAGGAAGGUCCAGUACUUUGUUGCGGCAAGGAGGCCGGCGGUGUACAUAGACGAGGAAGCGUUAGAACACGCUCAGGCAGACUUCAUACUGAAGUUUGGUCAGCAGCGAUCGUCUGUAUGUUACCCAGAGACAUGAGGUCUUCAAAUUUGGUGCGGAAUUAACAGGUAUGGACAGAGCUAAUAGACUUGUGGGGAAAAUGUAAUCAAAAACUAAACACACUAUAUAGAGUGUGAGCUAAGACAGUAAAUAAAUUAAGAGUUAUUUUACUUAAAUUUAAUGUAUGGAAGUGCCCCACUUCAACUGAGGGACUUUUGAAAUGUGGUUGAUCCCCAAGUACCUGGAGAGAGCUCUGCCGGCUGCCAGGAUAGGUGUUGAAAGCAAUUAAUCUUACUCUGAUGUGUUAGCUUUUAACUCUCAGGCAUUUAGCACUUGUAAAUUGUGCACUUGGACUCGGCUGAGGAUAACGUUUCAUUUUCAGUGUACUGUAUGUCCACAGGGGUGUUUGGAAAGACCUUUUCUGUUAGCCUUUUUGUAGUAAUCAAUAAAUAGAGUUGACAUUUAAAGGUAAGAAUGAAAGGACCAUGCCGGGAAUCAAAUAAAGGAAUAAAAACAAAGUAAAGGAUUAUUCCACUGUUUCUAUUGUACGAUGGGGUAAAUUUAAAGAGUCCCCUUUUUAAUUUCACAAGGCUAUCUGUUUUGUAUUGGAGAGAUAAUGCUGCUGACACUCCUCGCCCAAAGCUACAAAUCAAUUCUUAAAACAAUCAUAUUAACAAAGCCUGUCCCUCGUUGUCGGCAUUUGGCUCCCAGACAUCGGAGGAUACCAGUCCACCCCAUCUCUCUCAGACAGCCUGGUACUGCUUCAUCUUUAUUUAUGUAUCUGGAAAAUGCUAUUCUGAACCAUGUCCUAGAUAACAAAAACAACAUCCCUUCUAGAGCAUGUUAAUGCAUGAAUAACAACCCAUUAAGCCUAGAACAUUGUUUGUUUUUUGACUAGACUCGAUACAUUGCAGGGCUCCAGACUGAAUUUUGCAACAAUAUCAUUGGAUAUUUAUUAUUUUCUUAUCGAAAAACUAAAAAUACAUCUAGUUCAGAGAUCUCUAUGUCCAUACCAGUAACUUUGUUCAAAACCUUUUGUUGGAUAAAAACUCAAACUGCUGAGUGGCAAGUAGGCUAGAACUUGUCAUAUGAUGUGGAAAGUCACUAUGAUAAUUUAUUGAAUAUGUACUGUUAUAGCAUACUGAGUAAAAAACAUAACAAGCACGUCUGCCUAGUGGAUCUAGGUUUUAUGGCUAAGGUUAAAAACAACAGCACAUGGUUUUGGUCUGAACUCUUUAAGAGUUUUGGAUCAUAAUAAAGCAAACUCAGCCUCCUAGUUUCUUUCCAUAUGUGCGGUUUGUGGUUAAUCAACUGUGAAUAUUAUAUAAAACUGUAAUUGCACUGUAAUGAGAUUUGCAAACUCAAGCACAAAUCUAUUUAAGUGAGAUAGAUUUGUUAGAUAAGUUAGUUAUUUAAGUUAUAUUUGAGUUUUAUUGUAACUCAUAAACAGCUCUUAAAGCUGUGGUACACUUGUGGUAAACUUAUUGGUAACUAAUGCUAAUAAUCGCAAAACCGAAUAUUAAAAGAGUUAAAGACUUUUCUCCUUUUUGGACUGAGGAGCUGUAUGGUUUAAAAAAAUAAAAAUAAGAGUGAGCAAGAGGGAGCAUUUGAUAAAUUGAAAAAUCCACAAAUACAGUAUCUCUAAAAUUCUGUAUUCUGCCAAGACAAUAUACCUGUGUUGUGCAUAUUCUUUUCAGUUGCCUUGCCCCUUUGAAACUUCACCUUACAUUUGUUUUCUCCACUCCUUUUGGCAGCACAGACCAAUUCUUUAUAUUUGCUUUUUCAUUACGCUGAAUGGAUCCACCAAAGGAGACAAACUAUUUACUACAUUCUUCCUUACAGUAAAAUGAAAAAGGAAAGAAAAGAACUAAAGAGUAACAUCCGUGUAAAUUACAUUACAGGAUAUUGGCUUAAUGAUUAUACAUCUGGAAAAACAAAGGACAGCAAGUGGGAAAGUAUUGACAAUACAUACAUUGCUGUCAUUCCUGACAAUUCUCAAAAUUAAUUAAUCUUGUGUUUUAAGUCUUAAAAUUAGCACUAGUGUAUACGGUCAUGGUUCUGUAUUUCUGUUCUUCCUUGGUUUCCUGUCUGUUGUUACUCCCUGUGACUGCUUCAUCGGUUUCUCCUUGUGUGCUCUCCCCUUAUUAGUUUCACCCGUAUCUCGUCACCCCUAUGUCCACUUGUGUAUAUAUAGCCCCGUCUUUCCCUGUGUUCUGUCGUGUCGUUGGUCAUCUGGAGGGUUUUUGUCAUCCUGCUAUGUUCUUGUCAUUCUCCCAUGUUCGUUUCACCUUGUGGAUUUUCCUUGUGGAUUAAAUACUUUUUUUUUUUUUGAACUGGUG
Messenger RNA from Mugil cephalus (flathead mullet), 3515 nucleotides. RefSeq names its product EPM2A glucan phosphatase, laforin (gene epm2a). Gene Ontology annotation, molecular function: starch binding; carbohydrate phosphatase activity; protein tyrosine phosphatase activity. The coding region runs from base 265 to 1215 and encodes 316 amino acids. Gene Ontology annotation, cellular component: cytoplasm; nucleus. NCBI's taxonomy places the organism in Eukaryota, Metazoa, Chordata, Actinopteri, Mugiliformes, Mugilidae. Gene Ontology annotation, biological process: protein dephosphorylation. The record is from RefSeq and is a predicted model, not a curated record. The transcript has 4 exons.